Molecule: messenger RNA, 1205 nt
Organism: Catharus ustulatus (Swainson's thrush)
Lineage: Eukaryota; Metazoa; Chordata; Aves; Passeriformes; Turdidae
Gene: ANP32A
Product: acidic nuclear phosphoprotein 32 family member A
Exons: 8
Coding region: 153-986 (277 amino acids)
Biological process (GO): nucleocytoplasmic transport; regulation of apoptotic process
Cellular component (GO): nucleus; perinuclear region of cytoplasm
Molecular function (GO): histone binding
Source: RefSeq, a predicted model, not a curated record
UCAGGUUAGUGCGCGCCGCGGUGCUGCGCUCGGGCUUCCGAGCGGCGCUGGGCGAGCCCGAGUCCCUCCGCGCCCCGCGAUCGGGGGGCUCUGCACGGGGUCACUGCGCCAGCCGAGCCGCGCACCCUCCGCGCCCGCCGCCAGCCACGGACAUGGACAUGAAGAAAAGGAUCCACUUAGAGCUGCGGAACAGGACGCCCUCAGAUGUGAAAGAGCUCGUUCUGGACAACUGCAGGUCGUACGAAGGGAAAAUCGAGGGCCUCACGGAUGAGUUCGAGGAGCUGGAAUUCCUCAGCACAAUCAACGUCGGCUUAACCUCAGUUGCAAACUUACCAAAGUUAAACAAACUUAAGAAGCUCGAGCUGAGCGACAACAGAAUCUCAGGAGGCCUGGAAGUGUUGGCAGAGAAGUGUCCGAACCUCACGCACCUAAACCUAAGCGGCAACAAAAUUAAAGAUCUCGGGACAAUAGAACCUCUGAAAAAGUUGGAAAACCUGAAGAGCUUAGACCUGUUCAACUGUGAGGUGACCAACUUGAACGAUUACAGAGAAAACGUGUUCAAGCUGCUGCCGCAGCUGACGUACCUGGACGGGUACGACCGGGAUGACAAGGAGGCACCGGACUCCGACGCCGAGGGAUACGUGGAGGGGCUGGAUGACGAGGAGGAGGAUGAGGAUGUGAAAGACCGGGAUGACAAGGAAGCGCCGGAUUCCGACGCCGAGGGAUACGUGGAGGGGCUGGAUGACGAGGAGGAGGAUGAGGACGAGGAGGAAUACGACGACGACGCUCAGGUAGUGGAGGAUGAGGAGGACGAGGAGGAGGAGGAGGAAGGGGAGGAGGAGGAUGUGAGCGGAGAGGAGGAGGAGGAUGAGGAAGGCUACAACGACGGCGAGGUGGACGACGAGGAGGACGAGGAGGAGCCUGAGGAAGAACAGGGCCAGAAGAGGAAACGAGAGCCUGAGGAUGAGGGGGAUGAGGACGACUGAGCAGCUUUUCCCUGGAAAAAAUUCCCUCUUGUGAUUUGACUGUUUUUAUCCCGGAAUUCCCCCUUUUCCCACUCCCAACCCUUUGGAUUUCCUUUUCUUUUCCUUUUUUUUUUUUUGGUUUUUUUUUUUUUGGUUUUUUUUUCCGGAUUGUAACGUUGCUGUGGGAACCGAGCGGGAGCAGCGAGGGUGGGAAGGGAAUAAAAUCCUAUUUUUACUGCC